Molecule: messenger RNA, 630 nt
Organism: Dichotomopilus funicola
Lineage: Eukaryota; Fungi; Ascomycota; Sordariomycetes; Sordariales; Chaetomiaceae
Exons: 1
Coding region: 1-630 (209 amino acids)
Source: RefSeq, a predicted model, not a curated record
AUGGCUACCGCGUCGUCCGGGUAUCGUCCGUUUGUGUCGUCCCAGCUUUGUCGGGCCGACAACGCGGACCCGAUGUUCCCGAGCCCGGUGCUGGCCGUCCGUGAGAUGGGCAGCAUAGAGGCUCCGCCAGGGUGGGAGAUGAUUUACCAUCCUGAUUCGGAAGUAGAGGCGGUACUGGACGAUUCGGGGGUGCCUCUUGGUAACUUUCGUCCGCCGAGCCGUCGCGGGGACCGGGAGGGAGGAGUUAUUGAUGUGAGAGCUGGAGAGGAAAGUGACGUACGCGGUAGUACGGGAGCCACAGGGAGGAUGGAUUACCCGACGGCGCAGAAUGGGAAGUCUGAAACGGAUUCUAUGCUUCAUGACCCUCUACCGGAUCGUGGACGUGGCGGUGAAAGCUGCCCGGCCACCCCAACCCUUAAACCUAUCAGGCGGAGUCCUAGUCCGGAUGAUCUCGAGCUUGAGGUUAGCGAAAUAGUGGAGGAUGGGGGUUCUACAGAAUCGGAUUCCUCGAGUGGGGAUUCAACGGAUGGGGACUUUGAUACAGAUUGGGACGAGGAUUGGGAUGUCAUCGACCCGUUGGAGGCUUUUUGUGAGGACUAUGUGGAGUCCUUGGGAAAGACAGACGGAUAG